This is a messenger RNA of Ipomoea triloba (trilobed morning glory), 1443 nucleotides long. Its product is annotated as myb family transcription factor PHL8-like. The record is from RefSeq and is a predicted model, not a curated record. The transcript has 6 exons. Bases 281 to 1267 code for a protein of 328 amino acids. NCBI's taxonomy places the organism in Eukaryota, Viridiplantae, Streptophyta, Magnoliopsida, Solanales, Convolvulaceae. Gene Ontology annotation, molecular function: DNA-binding transcription factor activity; DNA binding.
GGAAGAAAUUAGGAAGGGGCCAAAAGUCAUGGAAUAUAUUCCCCUCCCAACAUAACUAGGCCUAUGUUUCCAGAUAUGGUGUGAGAACAACCUUAGACAGCCUAACCACUUCAAAUUAUAAAAGAAAUACAGCUGCCACAUUUUAAGGCAGAAGACCUGAAAAGAUCAACCUACCAUCUCUCUCUCUCUCUCACUCUCUCUCUCUGCUCAUUUACCCUUUCUAAUAUAUAUAUAUGUUUCAUGCCAGAGUUAUUUUACCAUUCUCAUCAUCAUAUCAGAAAUGGCUCUUCAGGAUCUGCAAAAUAAGGACACCAACCUGGUUUUAUCCAGCGAUCCAAAGCCGAGACUGAAAUGGACUCCGGAGCUUCACCAACGCUUCAUUGAUGCAGUCACUCAGCUUGGAGGCUCCGAGAAGGCAACCCCGAAAUCAUUGAUGAGACUGAUGAACAUUCACGGGCUUACUCUAUACCAUCUCAAGAGCCAUUUGCAGAAAUUUCGAUUAGCGAAAAGCCAAGAAUUGCAGUCCUACCAUGAUGACAAAGAUGAAGAUUACAAACAGUCUCAGAGUCAAGAAAGCCAGAUGCAUUCAGAAAGCUCUGAUGGAGCUCAAAAUCAGAUGAACGAAAGCAUGCAGAUAUCUCAAGCAUUGCAGAUGCAAAUGGAAGUGCAGAGGAAACUACAUGAACAAAUUAAGGUGCAGAAACAUCUCCAGCUGAGAAUCGAAGCUCAAGGAAAGUAUCUCCAGUCUGUUUUGAAGAAAGCGCAGGAAACACUUGCAAGAUACGGUCCUUCAGAUCAUGCAGAACUUGCAAAAUCCGAACUCUCCCAACUAGUAUCAAUGGUAGAUACGGGGUGCCCUAGCUCUUCAUUGUCAGUAUUGACAGAAAUCGGAGGAUCAAUUUCAAACUGCACAGAACAACUGAGAACCGGCAUUGGAUGUUCACUUGACAGCUCCCUCACAUCAUCUGAAAGCUCGGGAAGGAAGGAAGAUACUCAAGAAAGGCAUGAAAACAAAGAAAACGACGAGAGGAAAGAGAAUUCUGUUGAACUUUCACUAAUGGAAAUGCAUCCAGGCCAGCAAAACGGAUCGAAAGAUGACCUUAGUGGAAGGAAAAGAAGCCGAAGUAUAAUUUCCUUUGACAAUUGUGUUGAAAAACCAUCUGAUAAAAGAUUCCAGGCCAGUAUUAAUGAUGAAAAGUUGAAAAAGUUUGGAUUCUUGGAAAAUAUCGAUUUGAAUAGCGAGUGUGUUGAUGACUUUGAUACUUAAACUGCAAGGGAGAUGGGUAUAAUUAGUUUAUGGAAACUCGAUCUAUUGAGAGAUGCUUUCAGAGUUCACAUUCUAUAUAAAAAGCAAAAUUAGUUCCUAUAGUUAGUAAUGUUGUUUAUAAAAUUAUAUGUGUAUUGAUAUGUGAAUGAAUAGCCAAAGAGCAUUUUCAAGGCUUA